Molecule: messenger RNA, 1156 nt
Organism: Camponotus floridanus (Florida carpenter ant)
Lineage: Eukaryota; Metazoa; Arthropoda; Insecta; Hymenoptera; Formicidae
Gene: RfC4
Product: replication factor C subunit 2
Exons: 6
Coding region: 54-1103 (349 amino acids)
Biological process (GO): DNA-templated DNA replication; DNA repair
Cellular component (GO): nucleus; DNA replication factor C complex
Molecular function (GO): ATP binding; DNA clamp loader activity; DNA binding
Source: RefSeq, a predicted model, not a curated record
UCAAAAAGAGAGCGGUCAUUUUUCACUUUUGCGCGCGUAGCAUAAAUUCAAAGAUGGCAGGGGAUGAUACUGUUGAUGAAGCUAUGGAAAUUGAGAUUUUGCCAUCUACAAGUAAUAGUGAUAUGAAAAUUAAAGAAAAAGAUAGUAAAUCUCAAAAUUUACCAUGGAUCGAAAAAUAUCGGCCACAAGUAUUUUCAGACAUUGUUGGCAAUGAAGACACUGUAUCUAGACUAGCUGUUUUUGCUCAACAUGGAAAUACUCCGAAUAUUAUUAUUGCUGGACCACCUGGAGUUGGCAAAACUACUACAAUUUUGUGUUUAGCACGUAUUUUAUUGGGACCAGCAUUUAAAGAAGCUGUACUUGAAUUAAAUGCUUCAAAUGAGAGAGGAAUAGAUGUAGUUAGAAAUAAAAUCAAAAUGUUUGCACAAAAGAAGGUAAAUCUUCCUAAAGGGAAGCAUAAAAUCAUUAUUUUGGAUGAAGCUGAUAGUAUGACUGAUGGUGCACAGCAAGCAUUGCGUCGUACAAUGGAAAUUUAUAGCCAUACAACUAGAUUUGCUCUUGCAUGUAAUAACACAGAAGAGAUUAUUGAACCUAUACAAUCACGAUGUGCUAUGUUAAGAUAUGGAAAGUUAACAGAUGCCCAAAUCUUAGCAAAAGUUCUCGAAGUCUGCGAAAAAGAAAAACUUUCGUAUACAGAUGAUGGUAUGGAAGCAAUAGUGUUUACUGCCCAAGGAGACAUGAGACAAGCCUUGAAUAAUCUGCAAUCUACAUAUAAUGGAUUUAAUCAUGUUAAUGGUGAAAAUGUAUUUAAAGUUUGCGACGAACCUCAUCCUUUAAUCGUCAAAGAGAUGCUGGAUGAUUGCAUAAAGGGAGACGUUUCUAAAGCAUGCACGGUAAUGGAUCAUUUCUGGAAAAUGGGAUAUUCUGCGGAAGAUAUAGUUAGUAACAUAUUCAAAGUUUGUAAAAAUCAUGCUAUGGAUGAAAAAUUGAAGUUGAUAUUUGUUAAGGAAAUUGGAAUAACACAUAUGGGAAUAGUGGAAGGUAUCAAUAGUUUGUUACAGUUACAUGCCCUUGUGGCAAAACUUUGCCGUUUGUCAAAAUAAUUGAUUACAUUCUAUUUUUUAAUAAACAUUUUUAUAUUUUUAUCAUAUGUGCC